AUGAGUGUCAUGGGACCAGCUGAGCUCACGCCUGACAUGCGCAAGAAACGCGUCAAAUACUACGUCGAGGAUGACCAGAUUACGCGCAAGUCCUUCUUGCCGUGCAAGUUUCCCAUCGACUACGCCAGGUCGCCACUGCAGGCGUACCAGGCGCUUAACGCUUACACGGGAUUCAUCGUUCCCGUUGUAAAGAGCCCGCGCAAUGCGGAGGAUGUCGCAGUGACGCGCGCGCGCCUUGCUGACCAUCAGACGAAGCUGCUCCCUGAGAUGACUGAAAUCUUCGAUCGCAGCAUUCGGGCCCUGGCUACACCAGAACGAAAGCCGCCUGUGAUUAGCGACCCAGCUUACCGGCACUUGAAGCCGUUAAACACGUCGUUCGUCGACAAGAAAGACGUGCUGGCCACACCUGGCCCAGGCAUGGUGAAACGCGUCAAAUACUACAUCGAGGAGGACCAGACGGUGCGCAAGUGCUUCUUGCCGUGCCAGUUUCCCAUCGACUAUGCCAGGUCGCCGCUGCAGGCAUACCAGGCACUUAACGCUUACACGGGAUUCAUCGUACCCGUUGUAAAGAGCCCGCGCAAUGCGGAGGACGUCGCAGUGGCGCUUGCGCGCCUUGCUGACCAUCAGACAAAGCUGCUAACUGAGAUUACUGAGAUCUUUGACCGCAGCAUUCGGGCACUGGCUAUUCCAGAACGAAAGCCGCCCGUGAUCAGCAACCCAGCUUACCGGCACUUGAAGCCGUUGAACACGUCAUUCGUUGACAAGAAGGACGUGCUGGCCACACCUGGCCCAGGCAUCGUAGUCGUUGAGUUGUUUUCUGGCCUCAUGGCCACUACCGAGGCGUUGCUUCGGCAGGGAGUUACCGUCAGAAAGGUGUAUGCCUGCGAGAUUGACGCCAAGACCCGCAAAAUCGCUGCUAAGCGUCUGGCCGUCUUGCACACCUUAUUCCCACAGCUCCUGAGCGCAGACGCUAUUAGAGACUGUCAUGACCACUUGGGAGACGACGUCAGCAAAAUCAACAGAGGCCACAUGGCCCAGCUGGAACGUCCUGACCUUGUGGUGGCCGGAUUCCCGUGUCAGGGAUUCUCACGAGCCGCAGAGUACGCCCUAGGCUUGCGCGAUUCGCGAACCAGGCUCUUCGACGAUGCCAUCCGAAUCGUGCACCUCAUCAACAACAUUUGGGGCGGCUCUGUGGGCUACCUGUUUGAAAACGUUGACGCCAGCGAUCACCCGCAGGCAGACGUACGGGCAGAGUUUAACACCGUGGUGAAGGGAGUGCUCGGACACGGCUUCGCAUUUGAUGCCGUGGCCGUUGGCUCUUACGCGCAUCGCCAGCGCCAUUGGUGGACCAACCUGGCCCCAAGCGCCCUCAUGUGCGAAAUGGUUGAGAAGAAGUUCAAGCACCGCAAGCCGGAUCAGAUUGUCCAGAACAUUCUGCAACACGGCCACCGGGCUCAGAACGCUCAGCACGCCCGCGCACCUGGAAAGGUCUCGGUCAACGUGCGCGGCCAGCCGCUUCGCGCUCUGUCCACGUUUGUCACGGUGCGCGGCUCUCACGCCUAUCACCCUGGACAGCAGAGCAUGAUCCAGCAAGCCAACGGAUUCUGGGAUGAGCCUACGGCUCUGGAGCGCGAGCGCGCUCUGGGAUUCAUGGACGAUACCACAAAGGUUUGCCCCUCUAUUUCAGAGGCUGACCGCAGAAGAAUCCUGGGAAGCACCAUGGACAUGCACGCCCUGCAGUUCAUCAUUGGCAGCAUCCAGUGCUUCCAGUUCGCCUUUUUCACCGAUUGA
Messenger RNA from Klebsormidium nitens, 1791 nucleotides. Lineage: Eukaryota; Viridiplantae; Streptophyta; Klebsormidiophyceae; Klebsormidiales; Klebsormidiaceae. The record is from the annotation of a GenBank genome assembly.